GUCAAUAUCUUGAAAUCGUAUGUGUUGUAUAAGAACGUAUUCGUAUUCACAAACAUAUAAUACCAAUGUGUAAUCAUUAAUAUAUAUAUUAAUAUUAUGAGACAGUACAAGUCAUUAGCAGCUCAUAAUGUUGCUUGUAAUGAAAUAUUUUUCAAAUAUCAAGAUUGUAAAUACGAGCAUCCGUAUCGUAAAUUCCUUGGUUACUGCAACGACAUCGAGAAACAAAUGUCUUUGUGCAUAAAAGGGCAAGUACUCACAGCUGGGCUACAACUUUUUAUAAUGUCCUCAACCCAGAAAUUUGAGGUUUUAUUUAUUUUGGGUGGUCCGGGUGCUGGUAAAGGUACCUUGUGUUAUCAUAUCGCAAAAAAAUAUGGUUAUGUACAUUUGUCAGCUGGUGAUUUGUUAAGAGAGCAACGUACAAAGCCAGACUCAGAAUAUGGUGAACUUAUCGAAAAUCAUAUUAGGGCUGGGUCGAUCGUACCCGUUGCGAUCACUUGUACUCUUUUAGAACGUGGAAUGCAAUCAUCCGAUAGUCCUCAUAAAAGAUAUCUGAUCGACGGUUUCCCGCGAAAUCAGGAUAACGUUGAUGGAUGGUACAAGGCAAUGUCUGAUAAAUGCAUCGUGAAAGGGGUAUUAUUUUGCGAAUGUAAUGAGGAAGUAUGCACAGAACGAUGCUUGAAACGUGGGGCUGGUGGAAGUGGACGAACCGACGAUAACAAGGAAGUUUUAGUGAAAAGACACGAAACUUAUAUAAAAAAUACAUUGCCUAUAAUCGAUCAUUUUGAGAAACAGAACAUGGUUUAUAGACUAAACGGUAUGCUUUCACCCAAAGAAGUUUUUAAAAAUGCUGAAGAAAUUUUAUCUAAGAUUGGUUGGUGAUGUAACUAGUGAAAUUAUUAACUCAAAUGGUCUAAAGGAGAUCAGAGAUUUAUUCCAUUUAUACCUAAUUACAUUUUAUUACAAAAUACAUAUAUAUUUUGCGAAACAAAUUUUCUUUAUAGAUGUAAAAUAAAUGCUUUUUAUUGUAUUUAAUAACAUUUAUACAAAUAUUGUAUAGAUUUAGUCCGAAGGUACAUAAUCUUAAUUUACUUAGUAUGGAUAGCAUAUUGUUUAUUGUAUAUUAUCACAACCGAUUGAUGUGAAAGUUACAUAGAAAAAUACAGAAUUAUUUGAUUAUGUGUCCAAUUGUCUAAUGAUUAGGGGUGUGCGGGAUUCCCGACAAUGUACGGGAUAUAGAAUAAUAUCUGGAAUUCUCGGAACACAAUUGUGCGAUUGACUAUCCGUUCAGAAAUAUCUACCGAUAUUAAAAUUCUGCAUUGUCAGAAUUAUCGAAAUUUGCAAUUACUUUCUACAAUAUUACUAACAUAAACAUUCCCGAUUAAUAAGAUAUGUAAUCUUCGAGAACACAAUGGCUUUCGGAUUCUGGUAAUUGUUGGGAGUAUGGAGAAACUUAAAAUGUCGGGAAUUACAGAUGUUUUCGGGAUUUUGAAAUUCGAGGGAAUCACGGAUGUUUUUGGGAUUUCGAAAUUCUCAGGAUUCCAUCCCGAUCUCGAGAAAAAUUCCCGUCCCGAUCGGGAUCUCGCACACCCCUACUAAUGAUUUC
Molecule: messenger RNA, 1603 nt
Organism: Colletes gigas
Lineage: Eukaryota; Metazoa; Arthropoda; Insecta; Hymenoptera; Colletidae
Gene: Dak1
Product: UMP-CMP kinase
Exons: 4
Coding region: 97-879 (260 amino acids)
Biological process (GO): 'de novo' pyrimidine nucleobase biosynthetic process; UDP biosynthetic process; CDP biosynthetic process
Cellular component (GO): nucleus; cytoplasm
Molecular function (GO): UMP kinase activity; ATP binding
Source: RefSeq, a predicted model, not a curated record